AUGACGUCGUUCGCGGCGGGAGAACUGAGCGGACUGCUGAAGGACCCGGACACGAAUUGGCAACCGCAAGAUUGGCUGCCGAAUCCGGAGUCGCCGGAUUUCUUGGAUCAGGUGGCGGAGAUUCGUAAACGCGCGGCGAACAUCCCCGACGAUCUCUUCGUCGUGCUCGUCGGCGAUAUGAUCACCGAAGAGGCGUUGCCGACGUACAUGAACAUGUUGAACACGCUCGAAGGAACGAAGGAUAACUCUGGCGCGGAUGCUCACCCGUGGGCGGUGUGGACGCGCAAGUGGACGGCGGAGGAAAACCGUCACGGCGACCUCAUGAACAAGUACUUGUGGAUGACGGGUAAGGUGAACAUGAAGCCGGUCGAGACCACGAUCCAGAAGCUCAUCGGCAGCGGCAUGAACCCUAAGACGGACAACAACCCGUACCUCGGUUUCGUGUACACGUCUUUCCAAGAGCGCGCGACGAAAAUUUCCCACGGGAACACGGCGCGCUUGGCCAAGGAGGCGGGCGAUCCGGAGUUCGCGAAGAUGUGCGGCAUCAUCGCCGCCGACGAAGGCCGCCACGAGAUCGCGUACCAGCGCAUCAUCGAUGAAGUAUUGGCGCGCGAUCCCGACGGUGCCGUCCUCGCGUACGCGGACAUGAUGGAGAAGCAAAUCACCAUGCCCGCGCACAUGAUGUGCGACGGCCAGCACAAGGCGCGAACCGGCCGCGACCUCUUCGUCGAUUUCGCCGCCGUCGCGGAGCGCACGGGCGUGUACACCGGCCACGAUUACGCCGAUAUCAUGGAUCACCUCAACAAGCGUUGGGACAUCGCCAACAUCACGGGUUUGGGCGGCGAGGCGGCCGCCGCGCAAGAGUACUUGAUGAAGCAACCCGCUCGCAUCCGCAAGCUCGUCGCUUUCGCCGAGAAGAGGGCGGCGAAGAAGCCUCCGGCCAAGGAAACCUUCUCCUGGAUUUACGAUCGUCCCGUCGACAUCAACUAA
This is a messenger RNA of Ostreococcus lucimarinus CCE9901, 990 nucleotides long. RefSeq lists its product with no specific name. Gene Ontology annotation, molecular function: stearoyl-[ACP] desaturase activity. Gene Ontology annotation, biological process: fatty acid metabolic process. The coding region runs from base 1 to 990 and encodes 329 amino acids. The transcript has 2 exons. NCBI's taxonomy places the organism in Eukaryota, Viridiplantae, Chlorophyta, Mamiellophyceae, Mamiellales, Bathycoccaceae. The record is from RefSeq and is a predicted model, not a curated record.